UAUCUAAAUCUUACGUAAUGGCUGAUAAUGAUAUCAGAAACUUCUAUCUAGAUGCAAGAGUGCUAUAUAGAAGACUAGUUCUGGACAGUGGGCGAGAAAUAGUUAUAACCAUGCAAGCCAUUGCAUUGUGGAUUGUUCUUGAAGGAAUGGGGUUUCCCAAUCUAGUUCGAAAAUUUCUCAAGAUCCAUGAAAUGGUUGUGAACAAGCUCCUGGAUGAAGCAGAUAUGUGCCUCAGAUGUGUUCAAUCGGUUCAACCCCCUGUACCGGCGGUUAAUAUGUCUGAUAUGCCAUUAACUGAAGGCUUAAUGGGUGGUAAUAAGCGAAUAAAUCUGAUGUUGGUAUACACGAACAGUACGAAUGUCAUAACGAAAGUGAAUGAAACCGUGUUUGGAUCAUUUUCUAUCGCUUUCGAUGACAUAAUUCAAGAGGUGUCAGGAAUGAGCUUUCCAGAAUUGAAUGUUCUUCCUUUAGCGCAAGAUCUGCUAGAGGGCCACGCAGAACAAGCAGCACCUUGUUUUGAUGCACCUUCAGCGUACUCUUCUGUUCUUCCAAAUCAUACAACGCUCGGUAAGGACGAACAUGUACCAGAAAGCAAGCGUGCAAUAUUCUGUACGUUUACACGAGAAUAUCCGGUUCAACAAAAAGAACUUGAGAGCUUCUUGGAAAGAUCGUAUGGUGAAAGGUGUAUCGAGAAAAUUACAAUGCAGCAAGUUCCAGGUAAUGAGCAUCCAUCUUGGGCGUCAAUAAUUUUCCAUUCUCAAAUCCCGGUGCAGGAAAUCAUGCAAGGGAGAGAAACUGCACCAAUCAAUAUAAAUGGGAAACACGUUUGGGCUGGAAGCCUCGAAUUCAUGGAAAGGUUAUGAAUCUUAUGAUCCAAGAGAGAAGAUCAGGUUGGAUGCGUUUAGAAGAUCAGAAAUAUAUGUUUCUUUUUUCUUUUCGUUUCACCAUUUUGUUGUGGGUACAAUA
Molecule: messenger RNA, 966 nt
Organism: Papaver somniferum (opium poppy)
Lineage: Eukaryota; Viridiplantae; Streptophyta; Magnoliopsida; Ranunculales; Papaveraceae
Exons: 2
Coding region: 18-863 (281 amino acids)
Source: RefSeq, a predicted model, not a curated record